AUGUCACUCUUUUCACGAGACGCGGUGUCACGUGGCGGCGGGGCCCAGAGGCGCCAAGGCCCCGCACUUGCCAUCAGUGGGGUGAACCUUAACGUGCUGCGCGAGUUCCUGGACAUGUGCCUGGGCAGCAAGCUGAGGGCCGGGGCGGGCAGCGGCCUCUGGGCCGAGCUCACCAAGGCCAGCGUGGAGAUCCAGGGGCACCACGAGGAGGCGCCGCAGGCCCUUCAGCAGCUGCUGCUGCAGGAGUGCUACCUGGACAGAGACCAGAUGGGCCUGUACCACGCGACCAAGGGCCUGAUGAUGCUGCAGGCCUGUCAUGUAAAGCUGCCACCCGAGAAAUUCGCCCCAAAGAGGCAGGGUGAUGGGCAGGACUUGCCCACAGAGUCCAAGAAGCUGCCGCUGAACUCAGCUGAGGAGCUCUACGUCGAGAUCCUAGACCGCAACUUCAAUGCCGUGGGCGCCGUGCUCAGCAAGAAGGCCAAGGUCAUCUUGGCCGCCUUUGAGGUAACUGGGGCCUGGGGCCAAGCGGCAGGUCAUGUAAAACUGCCACCCGAGAAAUUCGUCCCGAAGAGGCAGGGUGAUGGACAGGACCUGCCCACAGGGGCCAAGAAGCUGCCGCUGGACUCAGCCGAGGAGCUCUACGGCGAGAUCCGAGACUGCAACUUCAACGCCGUGGGCGCCGUGCUCAGCAAGAAGGCCAAGGUCAUCUUGGCCGCCUUUGAGCUGACUGGGGCCUGGGGCCAGGCGAAGAACGAUGGUGCCGUGGCCGGAACGAGGUACUUCCAGUGUCAGCCCAAGUAUGACUUGUUUGCUCCCAUUCACAAAGUCACCAAGAUCGGCUUCCCGUCCACGACGCCGGCCAAGGGCAAGGUGGCCGCCGUGAGGCGUGUGAUGGCCACCACCCCUGCCAGCCUGAAGCGCAGCCCUUCGGCCUCCUCGUUCAGCUCCGUCAGCUCCGGGGCCUCAUUCGAGAGCAGCAGAUCUGGCGUCACGGGACUAUUGCCAGAAACUUCCUACUAUGCCCACAAGAUCUCCAGCACCACCGCCCUCCAGGAGGCGCUGAAGGAGAAGCCGCAGCACAUUGAGAAGCUGCUGGCUGAGCGGGACCUGGAGCGGGCGGAGGUGGCCAUGGCCACAAGCCACGUGGGGGAGAUAGAGCAGGAGUUGGCCCGCCGGUGCGGGCACGACCAGCACGUUCUGGAGCUGGAGGCCAAGAACGACGAGCUGCGGGCCAUGUUGGAAGCAACCGACUGGGAGAAGGUGGAGCUGCUGAAACAGCUGGAGGAGGAGAAGAGGAAAGUGGAGGACCUCCAGUUCCGAGUCGAGGAGGAGUCCAUCACCAAAGGCGACCUGGAGGUAAAGCCCGGGCAGGUCCCGGAGGCUUGCAGGGUGCAGGCAAGGAUGCGGGGCGGCCUGGCCGACCCCGCCGGGACCCAGAAGGAGGUAAAGGCCCUGCAGGCGGCCUCUGAGAAGCUUGCCAAUGAGAACGAGGGCCUGAGGACCAAGCUGGACCAUGCCAACAAGGAGAAUGCGGACGUGAUCGCCCUGUGGAAGUCCAAGCUGGAGACGGCCAUCGCCCCGCACCAACAGGCCAUGGGCGAGCAGAAGGCAUCCGUGAGCCAGGGCGUGGGCGCCGAGGCGGCCGAGCUGGCCGAGCUCAAGGUGCAGAUCGAGAGGCUACAGUUCGAGUACCAGCAGGAGGUGGAGAGCCUGAAGGCCCAGCAGGCGGCUGAGCGUGCAGCACACGCCUCCGAGCUGCAGACGCUCAGGUCGCGGCUGUUCAGGACAGCCCAGGAGCAGAAGAACAGCCUGGAGGCCGCACGGGCCAAGCUCGAGCAGAUCGAGGACCAGCACCUGGUGGAGAUGGAGGACGCCCUGAACAAGCUGCAGGAGGAGGAGAAGAUGGACGUGAGCCGCAGCCAGUGCCAGGCUCUGCAGGCCGAGCACACCAAGGCCAGAGUGGAGAGCCAGGGGCAGUACGAGGAGGCGCUGCAGGCCCUGCAGAAGCUGCUGCUGCAGGCGGAGGAGAAGCUGCAGGCAGCGGAGGCGGAGAACGGGAGCCUGCUGCGACAGGUGGCCGAGCUGAAGUCGCAAGCCGAUAAGGCCAAGUUCGGAGCCUGUGUGGUCUCUUUGCCGCGGUGCGCCCACCCUCUGCUGGCCGUCUGCGGUAUUGCAGUCUGGAGCGCGUGUGGCCCCUUUGCCGUGGUGGUCCCGCCCCCUGCUGGCCGUCUGCGGUAUCGCAGUAUGGAGCGUGCGUUCAAGCCGGGCGCCCACGAGGAGGAAGACGCGGAGCCCAAAGCCUGA
Molecule: messenger RNA, 2304 nt
Organism: Sorex fumeus (smoky shrew)
Lineage: Eukaryota; Metazoa; Chordata; Mammalia; Eulipotyphla; Soricidae
Product: CAP-Gly domain-containing linker protein 1-like
Biological process (GO): positive regulation of microtubule polymerization; cytoplasmic microtubule organization
Cellular component (GO): nucleus; microtubule plus-end; cytoplasm
Molecular function (GO): microtubule plus-end binding
Source: RefSeq, a predicted model, not a curated record